AUGGCCAACCAAACUCCUGCCGUUGUCAUGGACAACGGUACGGGUUACUCGAAGCUAGGAUUUGCCGGAAAUGAUUCGCCUUCGUUUGUCUUUCCGACUGCUAUCGCGACGAAGAGCGGAGCUGGUGGAGCUGGUUCGGGAUCCGGGAGGCCUGCUGUCGCAAACAAGCCGUCAUUCCUCACCGGAGGCGCUGGGCCAGGCUCACAUCUUUCGGCGAAGCGAGGAACGGAAGAUCUAGAUUUCUUCAUUGGCGAUGAAGCGCUAGCUGCUGCGGCUGGGCCAGGAUACGGCCUCCAUUACCCCAUCCGACAUGGACAAAUCGAGAAUUGGGACCAUAUGGAACGAUUCUGGUCGAACUCAAUCUUUAAGUACCUUCGCGUCGAGCCCGAGGACCACUACUUCCUCCUCACCGAACCGCCUCUAAACCCGCCCGAGAACCGCGAGAACACGGCCGAAAUCAUGUUUGAAUCGUUCAACUGUGCUGGUCUUUACAUCGCUGUGCAAGCAGUACUCGCUCUCGCGGCCUCGUGGACGUCGUCGAAAGUACAGGACCGGUCUCUAACCGGUACGGUGAUUGAUUCCGGAGAGGGUGUCACCCACGUCAUCCCGGUGGCAGAGGGUUAUGUCAUCGGGUCCUCCAUCAAGAGCAUACCAAUCGCCGGUCGAGAUAUCACAUACUUUGUUCAAUCGCUACUAAGAGAUCGCGGAGAGCCCGACAGCAGCCUUAAAACAGCCGAGCGGAUAAAGGAGGAGUUCUGCUACGUGUGCCCCGACAUCGUGAAGGAGUUCGCUCGAUAUGACCGAGAGCCCGACCGCUUCUGCAAAUAUCCCAUCACCUAUCCGAACGGCAAGUCGACGUCGGUCGACGUGGGAUACGAGCGAUUCUUAGCGCCCGAGAUCUUCUUCAAUCCCGAGAUCUACUCCUCCGACUUCCUGACCCCGCUUCCCAACAUCGUGGACACCGUGAUCCAGACCAGUCCGAUCGACGUGCGACGUGGACUGUACAAGAACAUUGUCUUGUCCGGUGGCUCGACGCUCUACAAGGACUUCGGGCGACGACUGCAGCGAGAUAUCAAGCAUCUCGUGGACGCGCGGAUUCGGGCUUCCGAGGCGAAGAGCGGCGGCGCCAAGAGCGGUGGGUUGGAUGUGCAGGUCAUUACUCACAAGCGACAGAGACACGGCCCAUGGUUUGGUGGAAGUCUACUCGGACAGACGCCGGAGUUCCGGAGCUACUGCCACACGAAGCAAGAGUACCAAGAAUACGGCCCAUCAAUCGUGAGAAGAUUUGCACUGCUAGGCGGACCUGGUAGCACGUGAUGCGUUUUCAGGCUAUAGGAUAUCAGAAAUGUUUGGGCAGCGUGCCCGGGGCCUCAGUUAUGAGAUCGAUGAACUAAAAGGGGAGUUCGUCCGUCCGUUAGAAUGCAACUCCCAGAUUUUCUCGCAUGAGGUAUUAGGUCUACUUGUGAAAAUCCCAUAUCAGUACCGCUUCUAACGCUCAAAUGGAUCUAAUAUGGUAGCUUGUUUCGUGACCGUAGGGCAUAGGAUUUGGAUAUCAAGUGAAGUGCUAUUUGGGGUAUGGAAUUGGAAAUCACCAAAAAAUGUAAAAAAAUAAUAGCCCUUUUGGGAAUUGAACUGGUACCUCGAGG
Messenger RNA from Eremomyces bilateralis CBS 781.70, 1646 nucleotides. RefSeq names its product Arp2/3 complex subunit. The record is from RefSeq and is a predicted model, not a curated record. Gene Ontology annotation, biological process: Arp2/3 complex-mediated actin nucleation. Gene Ontology annotation, cellular component: Arp2/3 protein complex; actin cortical patch. Gene Ontology annotation, molecular function: actin filament binding. Lineage: Eukaryota; Fungi; Ascomycota; Dothideomycetes; Eremomycetales; Eremomycetaceae. Bases 1 to 1317 code for a protein of 438 amino acids. The transcript has 5 exons.